AUGGAUCGCCGAUUUCACGAGUCACCAUGGAAACUCAAAGCGAAAAAAAGAGCUGCGUAUUUCACAGAGGCGGAGUUGGAAGUUUUAAUGCAUGCUUAUGAGGAGUUUAAGCCAAUAAUAUUAAAAAGAAGCAAUACAGCUGCAUCGGCUAAAGCAAGAGAGUUGGCUUGGCAAAAAAUAACGGACAGAGUAAAUGCGUGUAAUCCUUCUGGAGCCACAAGAACUUUAAGCCAAGUCAAAAUGAAACACAAAAACAUUCUGCAAAAAGCUAACAGAAAGAAGACUGAAGCCCGUCUAACUGGCGGGGGGCCACCACCACCUCCCCUCACCCCAUCUGAGGAGCUGGCUCUGUCCCUUAAUAAAGGGCGACCAGUGGUUGCUGGCAUUCCAGGGGGCAGUUCAUCACACAUACUAUGCACCACAAGUGAUGGUGAAAAAAGGGUGAAAUAUACUGAUGGACGGAUUGUAUUAUUGGACUCUCCAGAAAGAACACAGUCUGUCACAGUUGAUGAAGAUGAUGAUGACGAUGAAGAGACCACAUCUGCUGUGACAGAAGUGGACAAUGCUGGUAGAUCCACUGAGUACAUACCUAGGGAUUUGCCCACAGAUGAGGGUCCUUCAGCCUCAGCACACAAUCUAAGCAGGUUGCCAGCAAAGGAGCUGUAUAAGGUCCAUCUUCAAAAAACAAAUAAGGGAAAAAGUGACGGUGAUGGACCUUAUACAGCUUGA
Messenger RNA from Cyprinus carpio (common carp), 729 nucleotides. RefSeq lists its product as uncharacterized. NCBI's taxonomy places the organism in Eukaryota, Metazoa, Chordata, Actinopteri, Cypriniformes, Cyprinidae. Gene Ontology annotation, cellular component: nucleus. The record is from RefSeq and is a predicted model, not a curated record.